UCUCUAAAAGAAACAAAAUAAGAAGCUCCUAUUCACAAACUAGAAAGAGGAGAAAAGGCAUAACAAGAGAGAGAUGGAUUCUCUGAAGAUGUUGAAAGGUUAUGGUAAAGUAGAACACCACCUCGAAGAUCAUCGUAACCCCAAACCCAAACCUAAAUUCUCCAAGCCCUUCAUCGCCGCAAUUUCCGUCUUCGCAAUCCUCUUCCUUACUCUCACCUUCGCAUUCGCCCUAGCAUCCAUGCUGCACCACAGUCACCACACCGAGUCACAACAACAACUUCUCAACUCGGCCGAGUCGAUCCGAGUCGUCUGCAACGUCACUCGCUUCCCUGGCGCGUGCCUCGCCGCCAUCCCGCCCUCCGCCAACGCCACAAACCCCCAAGCGAUCCUCUCCCUCUCCCUCCGCGCGUCGCUCCACGCGCUCCAUAGCCUCAAUUCCUCGCUAGGAACGAAGAAUUCACGCGCGCUCGCCGACUGCAGGGACCAGCUGGACGACGCGUUGGGUCGACUCAACGACGCGCUGUCGGCCGCGGCGGCGCUCACGGAGGCGAAGAUCUCCGACGUUCAGACGUGGGUGAGCGCGGCGAUCACCGACCAACAAACGUGCCUCGACGGAUUGGAAGAGGUUGGUGACGUGGCAGCGAUGGAAGAGAUGAAGAAAAUGAUGAAGAGGUCGAACGAGUACACCAGUAACAGUUUGGCUAUUGUCGCUAAUAUUCGCAACUUGUUACAACGGUUCCACAUGGCGCUACAUUGAAGUUGAAGUUGAAGAUUUUCAAAUCGCUACAUUUUUUUUGUGGUUUUAUAUAUAUAUAUAUAUAUGUGGAUUUUGUGUAUUGGGUGGAUGAAUAUGUGAUGCUUAAUUAGUCAUUUAAUUUUAUAAUAUGUAUGUGGCUAUACGAAAAAUGUUGUAUUAACACUUUUAAUUAA
Messenger RNA from Glycine soja, 930 nucleotides. RefSeq names its product pectinesterase 3-like. The record is from RefSeq and is a predicted model, not a curated record. NCBI's taxonomy places the organism in Eukaryota, Viridiplantae, Streptophyta, Magnoliopsida, Fabales, Fabaceae. The transcript is spliced from 2 exons. Gene Ontology annotation, molecular function: enzyme inhibitor activity. Bases 74 to 757 code for a protein of 227 amino acids.